CAGGAGGCAAUUCUGCUGUGUGGCAUGGACGUUGCUGCCGGGAUGGGGUACUUACACCAUUUGGAAAUCGUGCAUGCAGACCUCAAACCCGCCAACAUCUUACUGAUGAGCGCCCCUAAAACCCCUGAAGACCCAAGGGGUUUCAUCUGCAAGAUCGCCGAUUUUGGGAUGGCUCGGUUGCUGGCAACUGGAACUACCCACACUGUCACCGACAGCCUCGGCUCGCUGGCGUACGUGGCUCCGGAGGUGCUCCAGAGGGGCGAGGUGACUAAGGCCGCUGACGUGUACAGCUUUGCAAUGCUGCUGCUGGAGAUGUGGGGCAGCAGCGAGUCAUAUGCCGCAAAUAAUCACCAGGGGGUGAGCCAUCCUGCAGAUCCACCCAGAAUCUCUUUCUGCGGCGGCCGGCCGCGGGUCCCGGAGGACGCCCCGGCCGAGUACCGGCAGCUUCUGCACGACUGCUGGGCCGAAAGACCGGCGCAGCGGCCGACUUUUGAAGCUGCGCAUGCAAAUCUUACUUUGAUGCUAGCCGCUGCGCGAGCCUAG
Molecule: messenger RNA, 543 nt
Organism: Coccomyxa subellipsoidea C-169
Lineage: Eukaryota; Viridiplantae; Chlorophyta; Trebouxiophyceae; Coccomyxaceae
Product: kinase-like protein
Exons: 4
Biological process (GO): protein phosphorylation
Molecular function (GO): ATP binding; protein kinase activity
Source: RefSeq, a predicted model, not a curated record